Molecule: messenger RNA, 1526 nt
Organism: Malurus melanocephalus (red-backed fairy wren)
Lineage: Eukaryota; Metazoa; Chordata; Aves; Passeriformes; Maluridae
Product: thrombospondin-4-like
Exons: 10
Biological process (GO): cell adhesion
Cellular component (GO): extracellular region
Molecular function (GO): calcium ion binding
Source: RefSeq, a predicted model, not a curated record
AUCAAGGAGAUCAUGUUCCUGAAGAACACGGUCAUGGAAUGCGAUGCCUGCGGGAUGCGGCCCGAGGUGACGGGCCCGCUGGUCACCGUCACCCAGUUCAGCCGCUGCCUGCCCAACCCCUGCUUCCCGGGCGUGCCCUGCACCGAGAGCGGCACCGGCUUCCGCUGCGGGCCCUGCCCCGCCGGCUACACCGGCAACGGCACGCACUGCACCGACAUCAACGAGAGCUGGGAAUGCUCCCUGUGCUCUGGGAUCUGCCUCGAGCUGUUAAUGGGAAACCUUCCCCGUCCCGGGCCGUGCCCAAAGCCCGGGGUUUGGGGUGGAGUCAAAGGUGAGUUCUGCUCUCCCGGGCAGGUUUGCACCGACAUCAACGAGUGUGAGACGGGAGCUGCCCUGAACUGUGUCCCAAACUCCAUCUGCAUCAACACCCGGGGAUCCUACAAAUGCGGCGCCUGCCAGCCGGGCUUCGUGGGCGACCAGAUCCGCGGCUGCCGGAGCGCGGGGCCCGCGGGGACGCGGCGCUGCCCCAACGGCGAGAUCAGCCCGUGCCACGAGAAAGCCGAGUGCAUCGUGGAGAGGGACGGCUCGCUGUCCUGCCAGACCAACCAGGACAGUGAUGGGGACGGGCACCAGGACUCGCGGGACAACUGCCCCACAGUGCCCAACAGCUCCCAGGUGGACACGGACAAUGAUGGGCUGGGUGAUGAGUGUGAUGAGGAUGAUGAUGAUGAUGGAAUCCCAGACCUGAGACCCCCCGGGCCCGACAACUGCAGGCUCGUCCCCAACCCCGGCCAGGAGGACUCGGAUGGGGACGGCGUGGGGAACGUGUGUGAGAACGACUUUGACCGGGACGCGGUGAUCGACCGCAUCGACGUCUGCCCCGAGAACGCCGAGGUGACGCUCACCGACUUCAGAGCCUUCCAGACCGUGGUGCUGGACCCCGAGGGCGACGCUCAGAUCGACCCCAACUGGAUCGUCCUCAACCAGGGCAUGGAGAUUGUCCAGACCAUGAACAGCGACCCAGGCCUGGCUGUAGGGUACACAGCGUUCAACGGGGUGGACUUUGAGGGCACCUUCCACGUCAACACGGCCACAGACGACGACUACGCCGGCUUCAUCUUCAGCUACCAGGACAGCGCCAGCUUCUACGUGGUGAUGUGGAAGCAGAUGGAGCAGACCUACUGGCAGGCCAACCCCUUCCGGGCCGUGGCCGAGCCCGGCAUUCAGCUGAAGGCAGUGAAAUCCAAGACAGGCCCAGGGGAGUAUCUCCGGAAUUCCCUGUGGCACACGGGAGACACCACGGACCAGGUGAAGCUGCUCUGGAAGGACCCUCGGAAUUCGGGCUGGAAGGACAAGACCUCGUACCGCUGGUUCCUGCAGCACCGGCCCCAGGUCGGCUACAUCAGGUGAGGCCCUGCCCUUCCCCAAUUCCAGGGAGGAAAUUCCCAGCAGGAAAAGCAGCCAGGGAAUGAAUCCCAGACUGGGCUGGGUUGGAAGGGAACUCAGCCAGUGCAGGGCAGGGACAC